Molecule: messenger RNA, 4632 nt
Organism: Tetrahymena thermophila SB210
Lineage: Eukaryota; Ciliophora; Oligohymenophorea; Hymenostomatida; Tetrahymenidae
Product: kinase domain protein
Exons: 3
Biological process (GO): protein phosphorylation
Molecular function (GO): protein kinase activity; ATP binding
Source: RefSeq, a predicted model, not a curated record
AUGUCUUAGAUUCUACAAGACAACACAUAUGAAUUAAAAUAUGGAAGUGACUUGUUAUAGCAAGUUUAAUUUUUAAAUGUGAUUGGAUAAGGAAAUAGUGUUGUCUAUGAAGUAUAUCAUUAAGUACAAAAUAAAAAUAUGGCACUUAAAGAAAUAAUUCUUUAAUCUUAGGAAGAUGAAUAAUACAUCAAAGAUGAGUAAUAAAUGCUUAAAUUUUUAUCUGUUGAAUAGCAAAAUAGCUAUUUCAUUAAGUAUGAAGAUUUUUGCUUUGUUAAAGUAAUCGUAAAUGAGUAUAUUGAACAUAAUGUAGCUUAUCUCUUGAUGGAGAAGGCUUCAAUAAGCCUAAGUUCUUUUGUAGACUUACGCAUAAAAAAAAACAUUCCAUUUUCAAUUGAAGAAAUCGUUUUUAUUUCUGAAGAGUGUAUUAAUGCUUUUACUUGUCUUUAAGAAUAUAAAAUAGCUCACUCUGAUAUCAAACCUGAAAAUAUUUUGCUAGAUUUCUUUCCUCAAGAAUAAAAUUUUUAGAAUUCACUCAAUCAUAUUGGUGAAAAGUUGAGCGAAGGAACAAUUAUUGAUUAAAAAUUUUAAAAUACAAAAAAUACUUAUGUAAAUUAAAAUAUAAACGAUAAAAAAUACUAAAAAGUAGAUUUAAAUUAACAACUAGCCUAAAAAAAUUAAAUUAGUAAUUAAAGUAUUUAACAGAAAUCAAUUGCAAUAAUUGAUGACUCAAAUAAAGAACUUAGCCCUAAUAUUACCUUGAGUAGUUUUACCUGUAGAAUAAAAAUAUGUGAUAUUGGGAGUGCAAUAAAAAAUAAUUCAAGUGGAGAGGGGAACAGCGUUUAAUUACAUCGAAUAGAAGGGACAAUACCUUUUCUUGCUCCAGAGUUGUUUAAAAAGUAUAUUAAAAAGGAGGUAACAGCUCUUUAUAAUCCUUAUAAAAGUGAUGUAUUCAGUCUUGGAUUGUGUAUUUUAUUUCUUAUAAUUUAAUAAAGAUUUUACAAAUAAAAUCGUAUAUACAUGGAGGAUACUGCCUACAGUGAAAUUAUAUAAGAAUGGAUUAUGUAUGCAAAGUAAAUUACACAUUUCAAUAGUUUGAUUUCGGAUGUUCUUGAUAAUACACUUCAAAUAUAAUAUGAAAACAGACCUGAUUUUUUAUAGUUGAAUAAAUUAUUUUAAGAAAAGAUGAAAGAAGAAAAUGCAAGAAGAAAAAGACUUAGAGACAGGAUCAAUUUAAAUUCAUUUUAAAAUAUGGAUCUAAAUGAAAUAGAAAGCUUUAGCCCUAAUAAACUAAGAAGUGAAAGAAUUUCUAAAAAUAAAUCCCCUCAAAAAAAUUAAUCUAUUCAUGUAAAUGGAAUUGGUAACAAGUCAAGCUCAACUCAAUAUGAAAAUUUUAAGAAAGCUGAGUUGAGUUAAAACAGUAAGAAAACUACAGCAACAGCAACAACCAAAUAUUCAAUAGAUUAUAUAAAUUCCACUAUAGAUACAGACAUUAAAUCAAGAUAAUAAAUUACUCCAAAUUAUAGAUAAUAGUAAGUUUCAGUAAAAGAGGCUGAUUUGUCUAUUUCUAUUUUUGAAUAAACAGGAGAAAUUAACUAAGUAAAUGCAAAAAUCUAAAUUAUUUCAACCAAAAGAGGUAAAAGUGCAAAGAGAGCUAAAAGUACGUUAAGUAAACAGUAAGAUAAAAAACCAUAAGUGUAAAAGUAAUUUUUAGAGUAGUAAUAGCCAAUUUUAUAGAUGCAAAACACCAAAUAAAAAACUUUAGCUUCUGAAAAUAACAAACCAAGUUUAUUAAAUAAAAUAGAUUUGUAAAGAAAGUCAAGUAUUACCGCUAAUACUAUUGAUUUCAAUAUAUAACCAAGCUAAGACAGCCAUGAUCAGGUAAAAUAAGGAAAAUUAAUUAAACUACCUUCGAUUAAUAAAUAGUCAUCAAACUCUGGUUUUAAUUAAACAAAUCUUCCAUAAAUUAACAACUAGUCUAAGAAUUCUAUUUCUGCAGCAAACAGUUUAAAUAAAGCUGAAAUAAAUUUAUUGCCACCAAGAAAAAAGACACAAGAAUUUGAUUAAAAAAAUAAUAUAAUUUUGAUUUAAAAUAGUGACUAAAUUAAAUAAUAGAAUAAUGCAAAUAAUAACACUAAAAAAAGUGAAUAUAGUAAAAGCGAUCAAAAUAAGGAUCCAAUAAAAAAUAACAAUUACAAAUAAUUAGUAGUUGAUACUAACAAAGAUUAAUUUAAAAAAACAUCUCUGAUAAGUUCAAACUUAAAUAAUAUGUAAAUUCCUUAGAAAAGUUUUUAAAUUUCUUAAACAGCUGGAAUGGAAAAAAUAAAACAAUAAUUGAUACAAAAGUAAAAUUAAAGGAUUAAAACCGAGAAUUCAAUCAUAAGCACAAAUAAGGCAGAGUAAAAUAUAGAGUAAGUUUAACUAAUUGUCAUAAGCUCAAUAGAGCAAAUGAGGAAUGAGUAUGAAGAAAUAAAUAAUUUACCUUUGAAUUUAAAAGCUAAAAAAUACUUAAAAAUUAUUUUAUCUGAUAUUCCAUCUUCUAUUUAGAUUCUAAGAUUGCUUAAAUGCAUAAAUGAAAUUAAAAACAUUGAGUUUGUAUUAAAUUUUUCAUUAGAAAGUGUGAGAGGAGAUGCUGAAAGUCCUUGCUUAUUUAAAAAUCAAAGUUCAUCUCCAACAACUAAAAUUGAUUAGCCUUAAUUAUAAAAUAAAUAACUUAGUGUUUAGAGCAAUGUUUAAAUCCCAAAUUAGCAGCCUAAUGAAUUAAAUUCAUUUAAUAAGCUAAAUUUUUUAAAAACUUACUCAAAUAUUGAAAAGGUUGAUAAAGACUAAGCUACUGCAAAUCUAAAGAAUAAAUUUAAUCUUAGCAAUUUUAAUUUUAAUAAUAAUAACAACAAAUAAAGCACAAUUUAGCAAAGGAGUUAGAGCAGAUCAAAUAGGAGCAUUAUAAUUUAAUAAAGAAAGAUGAAUACUUCUAAGAACAAGUCUUUUUCAAACGAUAACUUGGAUAGUUCUUUCAGUUCUUCUUAAGGAAAUCAUAGUAAUAAAUAAAACCCUAAUGAUCUAAGUGUAUCUAUAAUAGAAGAAUAGCUAUGGAAAGCUUCAGAAGUAUAUAAAUUGCUCAUUGAAGUUCUUAUAUAGUUUAAAUAAUUAGAUCAGUUAACAAUUUUAUUCAAAAAUUUUAUUGAUUAAGGCGAUGAAAAGUACUUUAUCGAAAAUCUACAGAAAAUAUCCAUGGAUUAAUAAUUUACUAUAAAACAUAUCCAUAUAGGAAUUAAUCAUUUGGAUAAAGAAAUAACUUAUUUUUUUGAAUAUGUUAAGCUUAUAAUACAGAAAAGUCAAAGGGUACUUGAAACGCUAAGUUUAAACUUAAAGGGAUAACUAGCAAAUUAAAAUAUAAAAUUAAGAAAUACUCCAUUAAUUUAAUUUAUUUAAAACUUAAAAUCAUAUUCUCUACUUAAAAGUAUAAAAUUAAAUCUAGCAAAAAAUAAACUCAAGAGGGAGUUUGUGAUUGAAUUUUUUGAAACAACUAAAUAAUUUGAAAAUUUAAAAGAAUUAACAAUAAAUUUUGGAUUUAAUCAGAUUUGUUUUCCUUAAUUCUAAAUUUUAAGUAUAAAUUAGAGAUUAAAUACUCUUUAUUUGAAUUUUGAGAAUAAUUAAUUAUAAGAUGGAAUACCUUCUUUAGCAAAGCAACUUCCAAAUUGUACUUAAAUGAAGUAGCUAACUCUUAAUUUUAGGUAAAACAUUUCUACAUCUAAUGAUCACAUAAUAUUUUUGCUAAGCUGCUUAAAGAAUAUGCAAAUAGUAACUUUUAAUUUAAAUAUUUCAGAUAAUUCAGAAAUAAAUGAUUAAUUAUUUUGGAAAAUAUAAAAUUUGGAUGAUUUAUCUUCAUGGAUAUGCUCAGACUUAUAGUUUAAUAUAAAAAAUGUGCAUGUAGGUAUGCCAUCAAUUGUCAGUAUUUUAGAAUAUCUUAAAAAGCACACUAGAUCCUUCCAUUCUAUUACAUGUACAGUUUUAAGAAGAUAUUCAUUAGAAUAAGUUAAAGAUUUAAUUUCAAGUUACGAUUUCUUGAAUCAUUAUAAUUUAAAUAUAAUGAAGAUAUCACAGAGUCAUUUUUAAUUUAUUCUCUCUCUUAAAUAAUUUAGUGAUUUUUCAAACAGCAGUUCAAAAUCCUUAUUAAAAUAAAAAAUUUAAACAAUCCCUGAUGUCCUGUGUGAGUUUUUUCAAUAAAAUCAUGGCUAAAAGAAGAUGUAUAGAUGUCUCACUUGUGAAAAUGAUAGCUAAUUAAAAGAUUAUGUUUAAUAUGAUACAUCAAUUUGGAAAUAUUGCAAAUAAUGUAUAUAUGUAUGCCACAGAAGUCAUGAGUUUAUUGAAUUAGCUUCAUGCUUUGAAGAAAAGGAAUAAUGUGUAUGCUCUUUUAGCAAUAAUUCUAAAUGCCUUCUCUAAAAUGUCAAAUAUAAAUGCACGAGCUAACUUGGAAAAAAUAUAUUUUAGCAAGCUUUUAAGUGUUAUGAUUGCAGCUAAAACAAUUCAGAAACAUACAUUUGCUAAUGCUGCAUAGAACCUUGCCAUAAAGAUCAUUUUGUAUAAUUUCAUUCUAUAAGAUUUUUUGACUGCUAAUGUGGAAAGAAGCAUUGA